ACGUCAGAAGUAAUCAAAGCCAAUUAAUUACUAUCUAUAUAGUUAUAUAUACUCAACUAAUUAUAAAAGCCUAGUAUGUCUCUGUACAUAUUAGUUAGCAUUCCAAACUGCCAUACUCCAUAUAAAUACUUCUUCAUGUACCUCUAACGUCCAUAACAUUUCUUCAAACAAAAUCAAGUUUCGGAGAAGAAAAAAAAGAAAAGAUUAAAUAAUGACAAUAAAAAGAUCAUCUCAAGCAACAUCGAUCAAGCAAAUCUUAAAGAGAUGCUCGAGUCUAGGGAAGAAGAAGAACGUCAAUGGUUGCUACAAUAAUCAAGAAGAUGAUAGUUUUCCACAAGACGUGCCAAAAGGUCAUUUUCCGGUUUACGUUGGACCGAACCGAAGUCGCUACAUCGUUCCCAUCUCGUGGCUGGAAUACUCCGAGUUUCAAACGUUGCUCCGACUAGCCGAGGAAGAGUUUGGCUUUGACCAUAAUAUGGGUCUUAUCAUACCUUGUGAUGAAGUGUUCUUCAGGUCUCUGAUCUCCAUGUUCAGAUAAAGUUCGAUCUAAAAUAUCCAAGAAAAAUGACUAAUAGCUACGUGACGGUCAGAAGAAGAUCCGUGUUAGCAAGGCAUCAACCCGCGGGUCGGGUUUUUCUUUUUUUCUUUUUUUCUUUUUCUUUUCCCAAAAUUUGUAAUAGUUGGAGUCUUCUUUUCCCUCAAGUCGGCACGAAAGGUUAGCCGGUGAUCUUGAGAGGACCAGCUAGUUUUUUUUUCUUUUUUGAGGACCAGUUAGUUAACUUCUAUAAAUCUCUUAUGAUCAAUCAAAAUUUGUUUACAUCUAUAAUAUUAUUCCUUAGUUUUCAAAUUA
Messenger RNA from Raphanus sativus (radish), 850 nucleotides. RefSeq names its product protein SMALL AUXIN UP-REGULATED RNA 10-like. The record is from RefSeq and is a predicted model, not a curated record. Lineage: Eukaryota; Viridiplantae; Streptophyta; Magnoliopsida; Brassicales; Brassicaceae. Bases 212 to 538 code for a protein of 108 amino acids. The transcript has a single exon. Gene Ontology annotation, biological process: response to auxin.